Candidozyma haemuli is the source of this 1713-nucleotide messenger RNA. RefSeq lists its product as uncharacterized. The transcript has a single exon. Bases 1 to 1713 code for a protein of 570 amino acids. The record is from RefSeq and is a predicted model, not a curated record. Lineage: Eukaryota; Fungi; Ascomycota; Pichiomycetes; Serinales; Metschnikowiaceae.
AUGGUCUCUUACACUGAUUUCCUUACAACCGAUCCCCUCGAUAACUACGAGGACGAGGCGAAAUAUACUCGUGAUUUCUUGCCCAAGUUGGAGAAGUACCGUGCUGAUCUUGAAAAAUCCAUCAAGCCUGAGUAUUCCGUUCAGUUACCCAAGCCUGUCGAGGAAUUGGAGAAGGAACAGUUUGACGCAUUGAAGUACCUUUAUGAUGAGAAGCUUUUAAGUGAGAAGGAGUUUGAAAUCACCGAUUCGUCUGCUUCCAGGAUUAUCAAGCAGAUCGCCCUGGGCUCGUGGUCUUCUGUUGACGUCUUCAAGGCUUUUGCUAAGAGAGCCACCAUUGCACACCAGUUGACUAACUGUGCUUUGGAGCUCUUUACUGAUGAGGGAUUGGAGCGUGCUAAGUACUUGGACGACUACUACGCGAAGAACGGCAAGACCAUUGGCCCAUUGCAUGGAUUGCCAAUCUCUUUGAAGGAGCAGAUUAACUAUAAGGGUAAGAUCACCCAUGGUGGUUACGUCUCUCAUGUUGUGAACAUCCCCGAGAAACACGCUCCAUCUGUGGAGAUCUUGGAGAAGUUGGGUGCUGUUUACUUUGUCAGAACUAACCAGCCUCAGACAUUGAUGCACUUGUGUGGUAACAACAACUUCAUUGGCUGGUCGAAAUGUCCAUACAACUUGUCAUUGACUUCUGGUGGAUCUUCUUCUGGUGAAGGUGCUAUCACUGCCUUUGGAGGCUCGGCUAUUGGUAUUGGUUCUGACAUUGGUGGUAGUAUUAGAGCACCUGCUGCCUACGCUGGUUCUGUUGGUUUGCGUCCAACCACUAGCAGAUUCUCCAAGGCUGGAGGUGUUUCCUCGGCUGGUGGCCAAGAGUCUGUUCCUGCCGUCCAAGGUCCGUUGGCCAGAUCAAUUGACGAUAUUGAUUUGUUGAUGGAUGCUUAUAUUAACCAGGGUCAACCAUGGAACAUUGAUUGCACUACCAUUCCAAUUCCUUGGAGAAAGGUGGAAAAGCCUAAGCCAGAGAGCUUAACAGUUGCCAUUGCAUACGAUGAUGGUAUUGUGAGCCCAACUCCACCAAUUGUGAGAGGAUUGAAGCAUGUUGCUGAGAAGCUCAAGGCUGCCGGCGUCAAGGUUAUCGAACAUAAACCUUUGAGAACCGAUUUCGCAUACAAACUCGUCAACAGAAUGUACUCUGCUGACGGAAACUACAAACAAAGAUUCCUUUUGGAAGGCUCAGGUGAGCCUUUGACUAAGAUGUCCAAAUGGAGUUUGAACUACGGUGAUGGUGCCAAGGAGUACGGCGUUGCAGAGAACAGACAGAUGAGCAUUGACAGAGACCAAUUGAAGCAGCAAUACACUGAUUACUUGAACGAGAACAACAUUGACAUGCUUAUCUCACCAGUGUACGUUAACGUUGCACCUAAGCCAGAAUCUGCUUACUGCUGGUCCUACACCACGUUAUUCAACCUUCUUGAUUUCCCAAGCUUGGCAUUCCAGACAGGACUCUUCCAAGACCCUAAGCUCGAUAAAUGGGACUCCAAGCCAACACCAAGAAGUGAGUUGGAACAGCUUGAACACGACCAAUACGAUCCCGAGGAGUUCAAGAACGCUCCUAUCGGUUUGCAGGUCACCGGUAGAAGAUACUUCGACGAAGAAGUGUUGGCUGCCGGUAAGACCAUCGAGGAUAUUUUGAAAGUAGACUUGCUUAAACAUCAUUAG